Molecule: messenger RNA, 2056 nt
Organism: Papilio machaon (common yellow swallowtail)
Lineage: Eukaryota; Metazoa; Arthropoda; Insecta; Lepidoptera; Papilionidae
Product: sedoheptulokinase
Exons: 2
Coding region: 614-1996 (460 amino acids)
Biological process (GO): carbohydrate metabolic process
Cellular component (GO): cytosol
Molecular function (GO): sedoheptulokinase activity
Source: RefSeq, a predicted model, not a curated record
GUGUUCCCGCUGCUCGUUUUCCCCCUUCUCUUAUAAUAAAAAAAAGCAAUUUUAUCAAUAGUCAAUACGAAUAACACAUGUUGGUUGCAUAAUAUAUGUGUCUAUUGUAGUGGAUAAGUGGUAUAAGUAGCAUUAGAAUUAAAUAAGAUAGACCAACGGUCUGGUGACCUUACAAAGUAUGAUGAAUCUCUGUUUUAAUUUUUUUUGUGAUAUAUGAUGAAGGAUUACCCUGUUUCGUAAAUUUCGAUGAUAAAUAUGCACCGUAUAAGCAAAAACGAUAUUAACCGUUAUCAAGAUAGUUUAUCAGAAUUUAUUUAUUGCUUUCAAUUAAACGAUGGGCUGAAGCACAGUAGUGGGCGAUAAUAAAAUCAGCCACUCCGUGAUCCAUGUCAUAUACACAGACUUUACAUAACGUGAGGCGUCGCGUCUUUGCGCGGGUACGGGAAACGCGGCAACGACUAGCGACACGGCAUUCGGUCCCAGACUCAGUACGGAGCAGACGUGUCGCUAACCGUUCUACAUUUAGUUCCCGCGAUCAAGUGUAUCGCACAUAAAUACAGCAUUGCGACGGACGCCUAAACGUUUCACUAGUCUUCAAAAUAAACAAUUGAAUAUGUCAGAUAAAAGAUAUAUUCUUGGCAUGGAUAUUGGCACAACAUCAGUGAAAGUGUGCGUCUACGAUCCAAAAACAAGAGAAAUAGUCGCAAAACAGAGUAAGGACACCGCAGCGAAUAUACCUAGUGAUCAAGGCAUAGAAGGGAACAAGCAGGAUGUUCCCAAAAUAGUGUCAGCCGUCCAUUACUGCGUGUCCCGGCUACCGAGAGAUGUUCUACGACAUGUCACGAGAAUUGGCGUCUGCGGUCAGAUGCACGGAGUCGUGUUGUGGAAUAACGGGGCCUGGGAAAAGGUAGAAAAAGAAGGAGUAGUAAUGCGUUACGAAGCUACAAGAGAAAAAAUGUCCGCUCUGUAUACAUGGCAGGAUACAAGGUGCAAACCAGAGUUUCUGGAAUCAUUGCCAAAGCCUGAUUCACAUUUAAAUUGUUGUUCCGGAUAUGGCUGUGCAACACUAUUAUGGAUGCUUCAUAAUAAGCCAGAGAAACUAAAGAGCUUUACCUAUUCAGCUACAGUUCAAGAUUUUGUAGUAGCCAUGCUCUGUGACUUAAAAAAUCCAGUCAUGUCCGAUCAGAAUGCUGCCAGUUGGGGUUACUUUAAUACAGAAAAAAAUGAAUGGAAUCAUGAUAUUCUUAAUUCAAUUAACUUUCCCACUAACCUCUUACCUAAAGUUGUUAAAAGUGGAGUAAUUGCAGGAGUACUGAGUGAAUCCUGGAACGGUAUCCCAGAAGGAACUCCAGUUGGUGCUGCUCUAGGAGACUUACAAUGUUCAAUCAUUGCAACAUUAGAAAACAGAGAAGAUGCAGUUUUGAAUAUAUCAACUUCUGCUCAACUUGCUUUUGUCGUUAACAGUAUUCAAGAUGUUGGAUGUGAGACUGUGGAGCACUUACCAUAUUUUAACAACACUUAUUUGCUAGUGGCCGCAUCAUUAAAUGGUGGCAAUGUGCUGGCAACAUUUGUAAAAAUGCUUCAACAGUGGAUGCUCGAAUUUGGAUUUCCUAUUCCACAAUCAAAAGUUUGGGAAAAACUUAUUGCUCUCGGCUUAGAAGCGCCAACAACAUCUGCCAUGAAAAUUUGUCCACAUUUACUGGGAGAAAGACAUGCACCUGCAUCUAAAGCUGCGGUUGAUAACAUUGACCUUUCAAAUAUUCAAUUAGGCUGUGUUUUUAAAUCUCUAUGUGAUAGUAUAAUAGACAAUUUACAUAUAAUGAUGCCAAAAAGAAUAUUACAAAAUGCAAACAUUAAAAGGAUUGUUGGCAAUGGAUCUGGAUUGUCUAGAAAUGCUGUAUUACAAAGAGCUGUAGAACAUUUCUAUAGUCUGCCGUUAGAAUUUACAUCAGGAGGAGACGCUGCCAAAGGUGCAGCUAUUGCUGUCUUGGAGUAAAUAAUGCUUGUUCCUAUUUAAAUAAAAUGAAAAUAAUUUCUUAACAAUACAACUAUAUAG